AUGAAGAAGAGGUUUGAGAUGACUUCCCUAAGGGAAAUGAUGAUGUUUUUGGGUUUGGAAGUAUGUCAAAUCUCAACCGGAAUUCUGCUGCACCAAGCAAAAUACGUUGAAGACAUGCUUGAGAGGUUCGAGUUUAAAGACACAAAAGCUGCCCUGACGUCGAUGGCUGAACGACCCCUGUUGUCUCCAUAUCCUACAGGCGAAUCCGUGGAUCAAACUGAGUACAUAUCGAUGAUCGAAUCCUUGAUGUAUCUAACUACGAGCAGGUCGGACAUCAUGUUCGCAGUUUGUCAGUGUGCACGAUACCAGGCUAAUCCUAAACUCUCUCAUCUUAAUGAUGUCAGAAGAAUCUUUAGGUAUCUCAAAGGCAUCCCAAAAUUGGGUCUUUGGCAUCUUAAAAAUCCUGAUUUUGAUUUAUAUGCAUUUGCUGACACCAAUUAUGGAGGUUGUAAACUUGAUAGGAAAUCAACGUAUGGGGGAUGUCAAUUUCUAGGUGAUCGUCUGGUGUCAUGGCAAUGCAAGAAACAACAGCUCGUCUCAUCUUCAACGGCAGAGGCAGAAUAUGUUAUUGCUUCUUCUUGUUGCUUUCAAGUCAUUUGGAUUCAACAUCAAUUAAUGGAUUACGGUUUGAACUUUCUAGAAACCCCAAUAUUCUAUGAUAACGAAGCUGCAAUCCAGAUUGCUAAAAAUCAUAUUGAUGACCAACCAAGGUUUCCAAUCGAGAUCGCAAUGGAACAAACGGAGGAGAUUAUUAAUCAAAUGGGCUAUGAAGGGACAUUUCCUCCAACAAUCAAAAAGCUAUUUCCACCCUACUGGAGGUUCCUAGCUCAUGUCUUCGUGAGCUGCAUCUCUAGACGAAGAACCGGGGCUGACGAAAUCUAA
Lactuca sativa (garden lettuce) is the source of this 882-nucleotide messenger RNA. The record is from RefSeq and is a predicted model, not a curated record. NCBI's taxonomy places the organism in Eukaryota, Viridiplantae, Streptophyta, Magnoliopsida, Asterales, Asteraceae.